Molecule: messenger RNA, 1160 nt
Organism: Coregonus sp. 'balchen'
Lineage: Eukaryota; Metazoa; Chordata; Actinopteri; Salmoniformes; Salmonidae
Source: the annotation of a GenBank genome assembly
GGAGGGAAGAUCCCCAUCCGAUGGACGUCUCCAGAGGCUAUUGCCUACAGGAAGUUCACGUCAGCCAGUGACGUGUGGAGCUACGGCAUCGUCAUGUGGGAGGUGGUCUCAUAUGGAGAGAGACCCUACUGGGAGAUGUCCAACCAGGAUGUGAGUAGUUUCAUUAUGAUAAAGCACAGUGUCGGUGUAUAGCUGAUACGGUAAUGAUUCAUCAAUGAUUUUCUAUUGAUGGCUGUUCUUGUCAAUCAUGGGUUGGUUUGGCGCAAAAGCUAGGUGGACUCAGUUGGCUUUCUCUCCCAAACUCGGUGGGUGAUUACUGUGAUUGACUAAGGUCCAUCUAAUCCUCCCUUAUUUUUCUUUCUCUUUCUUCCUCUCUAGGUGAUCAAAGCGAUAGAUGAGGGUUACCGUCUUCCGGCCCCUAUGGACUGUCCUGUGGUCCUCCACCAGCUGAUGUUGGACUGCUGGGAGAAGGGCCGCAGCGAAAGGCCCAAGUUUGGGCAGAUCGUCACCACCCUGGACAAGCUGAUCAGAGACCCAGCCAGCCUCCGAGAGCUGGCCAACAGCUCAUUAUGGUGAGUUACAAUGGGUCAAAACCACAGGCACAAUCAGCACCACUAUAGAUCCAAACCCAGUCUUCAAGCACACACUGUCAUAUCCAGAAUAAACUAUUAGAACUAGUACUGUAUCUGGAGUGUUUUGUCUUAUUUAACUAUGCUGAAAAGAAUGUGCAUAUUCUCUCCUGUUUGCCCAGCAGGGAAGACCCGACCACUCCAGAGUUCAGUGUGAGUACGAUGGAGGAGUGGCUGGAUGCCAUCAAGAUGGGACAGUAUAAGGAGAACUUCUCCAGCGCUGGAUACGUCACCCUGGACUCUGUCCUCUACAUCAGCAUCAGGUGAGAGACAUGGGCAGAGCUUGCCUGGGCUGGUGCUGGGCUGGGGCUGAGGCUGAGGCUGAGGGCUGGGGAAAGGGGAGUAGGAGGAAGCAGAGCUGGAGAAAAGGGGAGUCUGUUAUCAAUUUUGUCAUUUUUCUAACUCCCUUCUUCCUCUGUCCUCUCCUGUAGUGAGCUCGUUAAGAUGGAUGUGACCUUGGCGGGUCACCAGAAGAAGAUCCUCUCCAGUGUCCAGAUCCUUCAGUCCCAGGGGACCCACAUCCAAGUAUAA